Molecule: messenger RNA, 4027 nt
Organism: Sorex araneus (European shrew)
Lineage: Eukaryota; Metazoa; Chordata; Mammalia; Eulipotyphla; Soricidae
Gene: VANGL2
Product: VANGL planar cell polarity protein 2
Exons: 8
Coding region: 383-1948 (521 amino acids)
Biological process (GO): Wnt signaling pathway, planar cell polarity pathway; multicellular organism development; establishment of planar polarity
Cellular component (GO): plasma membrane
Source: RefSeq, a predicted model, not a curated record
CCCCGCCGGCCGGUCUGGCUCGGGUCCGCGGUUCCCGGUUCGGUCCCGCCAUGGGAGCCUGAGCGCCCCGCCGGCCCCCCGCGCCGGGGCCCCCCGAGGCGCAGAGCAGCGCGCGGACGCGAGGGGCGCGGAGCCGGCGCGGUGCGCGCCCGCCCGGAGCGGCCGGAUACAAAGGCGGCCGCGGCGGGGUCGGACCCUCGCUGUUUUCUCUCUGAGCUGAGCCCACCCAUCCAGCAAGAUAGAGACCCUCCGGGUGCCGGUGGAGUUCCUGAAGGUGCCCCUUGGCCUGCGGAAGCCUGCGCUGAAGGAGGUGCCCGUGGGCCCCCCCGGGAGGCCUCCAGCCACGGCCCUGGAGCGCUACAAGGCCCGGCGCUCCGACGCCAUGGACACCGAGUCCCAGUACUCGGGCUACUCCUACAAGUCGGCCCACUCCCGCGGCUCCCGCAAGCACAGGGACCGCCGAGACCGCCACCGCUCCAAGAGCCGGGACGGGAGCCGCGGGGACAAGUCGGUGACCAUCCAGGCCCCUGGGGAGCCACUGCUGGACAACGAGUCCACGCGGGGGGACGAGCGGGACGACAACUGGGGCGAGACCACCACCGUGGUGACCGGCACCUCGGAGCACAGCAUCUCCCACGAUGACCUCACGCGCAUCGCCAAGGACAUGGAGGACGGCGUGCCGCUGGACUGCUCGCGCCACCUGGGCGUGGUGGCGGGCGCCGCCCUGGCGCUGCUGUCCUUCCUGACGCCGCUGGCCUUCCUGCUGCUGCCCCCGCUGCUGUGGCGGGACGAGCUGGAGCCGUGCGGCGCGGCCUGCGAGGGCCUCUUCAUCUCCGUGGCCUUCAAGCUGCUCAUCUUGCUGCUGGGCAGCUGGGCGCUCUUCUGCCGGCGGCCGCGCGCCGCGCUCCCGCGCGUCGUUGUGCUGCGCGCGCUGCUCAUGGUGCUGGUCUUCCUGCUCGUGGCCUCCUACUGGCUCUUCUACGGCGUGCGCAUCCUGGACGCGCGUGAGCGCAGCUACCAGGGCGUCGUGCAGUUCGCCGUGUCUCUGGUGGACGCGCUGCUCUUCGUGCACUACCUGGCCGUGGUCCUGCUGGAGCUGCGCCAGCUGCAGCCGCACUUUACGCUCAAGGUGGUGCGCUCCACGGACGGCGCCAGCCGCUUCUACAACGUGGGCCAUCUCAGUAUCCAGCGCGUGGCCGUGUGGAUCCUGGAGAAGUACUACCACGAUUUCCCCGUCUACAACCCUGCCCUCCUCAACCUCCCCAAGUCCGUCCUGGCCAAGAAAGUGUCCGGCUUCAAAGUGUAUUCCCUGGGAGAGGAGAACAGCACCAACAACUCCACUGGCCAGUCGCGGGCCGUUAUCGCAGCCGCUGCCCGGAGGAGGGACAACAGUCACAAUGAAUACUACUACGAGGAGGCAGAACAUGAGCGGAGGGUGCGCAAGCGCAGGGCCAGGCUCGUGGUGGCCGUGGAGGAGGCCUUCACCCACAUCAAGCGGCUGCAGGAGGAGGAGCAGAAGAACCCCAGGGAGGUGAUGGACCCCCGGGAGGCUGCCCAGGCCAUUUUUGCGUCCAUGGCCCGUGCCAUGCAGAAGUACCUGCGCACCACCAAGCAGCAGCCAUACCACACGAUGGAGAGCAUCCUGCAGCACCUGGAGUUCUGCAUCACCCACGACAUGACACCCAAGGCCUUCCUGGAGCGAUACCUGGCGGCCGGCCCCACCAUCCAGUAUCACAAGGAGCGCUGGCUGGCCAAGCAGUGGACGCUGGUGAGCGAGGAGCCAGUGACCAGCGGGCUCAAAGAUGGCCUCGUGUUCCUGCUCAAACGCCAGGACUUCAGCCUGGUGGUCAGCACCAAGAAGGUGCCGUUCUUCAAGCUCUCCGAGGAGUUCGUGGACCCCAAGUCGCACAAGUUCGUCAUGAGGCUGCAGUCGGAGACGUCCGUGUGACCCCGCGGGGCACCUGGGUCCUGGGGGGGCUCGGGGCGCCUCCUGCUCCCGGCGUUUUUACUUGAAUCAGCCCCUCCCGCCUCUCCCCAGAAGCUCCCCCCCCCGUUCCCUCUCACACCCGCGCACCCCAGGCCACUCCCGCGGGGUGUGGGGUCCCCUCUGGAAAGUUCUCUGGGGGCGCGGGCAGUCCACACGCCUUCAGAGCAAGGGGGAUCUCAUCCUUCACCCCGAGACCUCAUUCUGUUUCUGAACUUUCCCCAUCCUGUGCCACUGUGGGUAAACCGAGGCAGCCCCUGGGUUUGGCGGGCUUUUCCUGGGCAGCCCCUGGGGGUGCAGGAGAGAUGCCCCCAUCGUCACUAGAGCUCUGAACCUGCCUCCACCACUUGUCCUGGUCCGGGGGUCCCUUGGGGAGGCUCCGCAGGCCCCAUACUCCCAUUCUAUACCAGCAUUUUCCUCCCAGCUCCCAUGGCACCAUUCCCUCCUCCACUCCAGAGACCUGUGGCCUCAGGUAUCCGGGGGGCGCCGCUCCCCCCAGCCCCUGCCUUAAGCCCACUUUGCCUCAGGGGGCUCCUUGCUCUCCCCCACCUGCUGGGCUCCCUCUGAGUGGGGGAGGGGCCUCUCCGCUGCCCGGGGGAGGGGUCCUCCCCACGUGGCUCCCCGUCUUCACCUCCUGUCUCAGCUGCUGGGAUGUUCCUUCUCAUGAGCAGAAGCUGCCGACCCUCUGUCACCCACGUAGAUCUGAGCCUGAUGUUCCUUCUCUGUCUGUGGUGUGUCGUUGCGAUGGGGGGGGGGGCAGGCGGGCAGCGCCCCGAGUCUCCAGCUGGGUCCCUGGGUGGCCGAUUGUUCUGCCAGCAUCUCUCACAUGCCCUCAAGGCUGACACCCCUAGCAGUGUCCCCCCAAGACUGGCCCCCUUAUCAGCAUGCCCAGAGGCUGACCCCCAGCUCUUAGCUGGGGCUUCCUCGGGGUCCCGGGCUGCCUGUUUGGUGCCCUCUGACACCCAUCCACCAUGGUGGCCCGUCUUACUCAUGGGCUGGUGGGUGGGGCUCCCUCGGAGGCCAGCCCCACCCUUCCCCCACUGGACUGUGAGGUGUGGAGGGAACAGAGUGGACAGUCCUUCCCCGGGGGCCUCGGGGGACUCUUUCGGGUCUGGUCUCAAAUACCUCAGUGUCCUGGAGAGGCCCAGCGCGGCCGGGGGCCUGAGCUGGGGCCCCUUUUAAGAACCUGCCAUGAUUUAGAUCACUGUGACCCUCCCUUCCGCUCCUAACCAAGGGCUGGAGCCCCAGGGCCAGUUCUGGGGUGUCCGCCUCCCGACCGUGGGGGGCACUUCCAUGCUGUGAACAGGAGCCCGUCCUGUCCGUCCACGGGGCGGGGCCCAGCGCCCUUCUGGCUGUGACCCCAUCACUGCGCCUCCGUGUCCGCCAGGACACGAGCUGCCCGCCCCACCUACCUCGCCGCCCUGCUGGUCCCGCUGUGUCUCCUGCCUCUCCGUUCUCGCCCCUCCCUCCUCCCUGCCUCCUCAUCCCCCCGUAUCCCCGAUACCUGUGUUGAGGCUGGGGACCCCCACGCCCUCGUUUGUAAAUCGCUCCGUGGUUGUGCAUCUCUUCUGCUGGCCCAGACGAGCUCCCUGCCCUCCCACCUUCUGUCCGCCCUGUCUCUCUCUGUCCGUCCGUCCGUCUCUCUUCUCUGCCCUUCCUGCGGGGCGGUGUCUGCUGAUGGCUUGGUCCCGGCGUGUACUGUUGCGGUUUGCUGUAGGCGCCAAAGGGAGGGCGUUUGCCAACCCCCUUCCGAGUGAGACUGUAAAUGUAGUUUCCACUAGGUCCCCCCUCCCGGCCCUCCUACCCCCCCCCUUUUUUUUUUUUUGGGUUACAGAGCUGAGACCUUAUGCAUGCAUGUAGAAAAAAAAUUGUACAAUGUAAAGUUUUUGUUUAAUAUAUAAAAAGCUUGUUUUUACAGUUUGCAGUGGAUCUAAAUCUUACGGCAAUUUUAGGGGAGGUUUUUUUUUUUUUUCUCGUCGACCUAGGAACUAAAACUGUACAAUUUUUUUUUUUUAUAUAUAAAAUAAAAACAUUUGACUUUUG